Messenger RNA from Orycteropus afer afer, 12825 nucleotides. It is a transcript of the gene DYNC2H1, whose product is annotated as dynein cytoplasmic 2 heavy chain 1. Gene Ontology annotation, biological process: microtubule-based movement. The record is from RefSeq and is a predicted model, not a curated record. NCBI's taxonomy places the organism in Eukaryota, Metazoa, Chordata, Mammalia, Tubulidentata, Orycteropodidae. Gene Ontology annotation, molecular function: minus-end-directed microtubule motor activity; ATP binding; dynein light intermediate chain binding. Gene Ontology annotation, cellular component: dynein complex. The coding region runs from base 1 to 12825 and encodes 4274 amino acids. The transcript has 89 exons.
AUGGCAGGCGGGACCGGGGACGUUCGGAAGGUUUUUAUCUUAACUACUACCCAAAACUACUUCGGAUUGAUUUCGGAACCCAGAGAUCAGCCCUUGCUGUACAACUGUCCUGAAAUUAACAACUUUUUGGAUGAUGGAAAUCAGAUGCUGCUUAGGGUACAGUUGUCUGACGCCGGAAUCUCCUUUUCCAACACGAUUGAUUUUGGUGACACAAAAGAUAAAGUGUUGGUGUUUUUCAAGCUUCGACCUGAAGUAGUUACCGACCAAAAUCUACAUGAUAACAUUCUUGUUUCAUCUAUGUUAGAGUCACCUAUUAAUUCUCUUUAUCAAGCAGUGCGACAAGUGUUUGCGCCAGUGUUGUUGAAGGAUCAGGAAUGGAGCAGAAACUUUGAUCCCAAACUUCAGAAUCUUUUGAGUGAAUUAGAAGCUGGAUUGGGUAUAGUUCUACGAAGAUCAGACAUUAACUUAUCGAAGAUGAAAUUUAAGGAAGAUGACACACGAGGUAUUCUUACCCCAAGUGAUGAGUUCCAGUUUUGGAUAGACCAAGCUCAUCGUGGAAAUAAGCAAAUUAGUAAAGAAAGAGCCAGCUAUUUUAAAGAAUUAUUUGAAACAAUUGCAAGAGAGUUUUAUAACUUGGACAGCCUAUCCUUAUUGGAAGUUGUUGACUUGGUGGAAACUACUCGGGAUGUUGUUGAUGAUGUAUGGAGACAAACAGAUCACGAUCAUUAUCCUGAGUCACGGAUGUUACAUCUCUUAGAUAUUAUAGGUGGCUCAUUUGGAAGGUUUGUUCAGAAAAAGUUAGGAACUUUGAACCUAUGGGAAGAUCCUUAUUAUGUUGUGAAAGAAAACCUGAAAGCUGGUAUUUCAAUUUGUGAACAGUGGGUGCUAUCUUGUAAUCAUCUAACAGGUCAGGUGUGGCAGCGCUAUGUACCUCAUCCAUGGAAAAAUGAAAAAUAUUUCCCUGAAACACUUGACAAACUUGGCAAACGCAUUGAAGAGGUCUUGGCUGUUAGAACAAUUCAUGAGAAGCUUCUCUAUUUUUCACCUGGUAGUGAAGAGAAAAUCAUAGGCCUGACUCGAGUAUUUGAACCUUUUACUGGCCUGAAUCCGGUGCAGUAUAAUCCAUAUACUGAGCCUUUGUGGAAAGCUGCAGUCUCUCAAUAUGAAAAAAUUAUUGCACCUGCAGAACAAAAAAUAGCAGGAAAAUUAAAAAAUUAUAUUUCAGAAAUUCAAGACAGUCCACAGCAGCUUCUUCAAGCGUUUCUGAAAUACAAAGAGUUGGUGAAGCGUCCAACUAUAAGCAAAGAAUUGAUGUUAGAAAGAGAAAUUUUACUGGCAAGACUUGUGGACUCAGUUAAAGAUUUUCAAUUAGACUUUGAGAAUCGGUGCCGAGGAAUUCCUGGUGAUGCAUCUGGACCACUUUCUGGAAAAAAUCUUUCAGAAGUUGUCAAUAAUAUAGUUUGGGUUCGUCAGUUGGAGCUGAAGGUAGAUGAUACUAUCAAGAUUGCAGAAGCUCUUUUAUCUGACUUGUCAGGAUUUCGAUCUUUCCAUCGAAGUGCUGAAGAGCUUUCAGAUCAGUUUAAAGUUUAUGAACAAGAACAAUUUGAUGAUUGGUCCAGAGAUAUUCAAUCAGGUUUGUCUGAUUCCAGGUCUGGUUUGUGUAUUGAGUCUAAUAGCCGAAUUAUGGAAUUAGAUCCUAAUGAUGGAUCAUUAAAAGUACAUUAUUCAGAUCGUUUGGUUAUUCUUCUGAGAGAAGUUCGUCAGCUUUCUGCACUUGGCUUUGUUAUUCCUGCCAAAAUACAGCAAGUUGCAAACAUUGCACAGAAAUUCUGCAAGCAAGCAAUUAUUCUUAAGCAAGUGGCACAUUUUUAUAAUUCUAUUGACCAACAGAUGAUUCAAAGCCAGAGACCAAUGAUGUUACAGUCUGCCUUAGCAUUUGAACAAAUAAUUAAGAAUUCAAAAGCUGGAAGUGGGGGAAAGUCACAGAUUACUUGGGAUAAUCCUAAAGAAUUAGAAGGCUACAUCCAAAAACUCCAAAAUGCUGCUGAACGACUUGCCACUGAAAAUAGAAAAUUGAGAAAAUGGCACACUACAUUUUGUGAGAAGGUGGUAAUUCUUAUGAAUAUUGAUCUGCUUCGGCAGCAGCAGCGUUGGAAAGAUGGACUGCAAGAACUGAGAACUGGUUUAGCAAGUGUAGAAGCACAGGGAUUUCAAGCAAGUGACAUGCAUGCAUGGAAACAGCACUGGAAUCAUCAACUAUACAAAGCUCUGGAACAUCAGUAUCAAAUGGGCUUAGAAGCACUUAAUGAGAAUCUGCCAGAAAUAAAUAUAGACUUAACUUACAAACAGGGACGGUUACAGUUCAGGCCUCCUUUUGAAGAAAUCCGAGCUAAAUAUUAUAGAGAAAUGAAGAGGUUCAUCGGAAUUCCAAAUCAGUUUAAGGGAGUGGGUGAAGCAGGAGAUGAAUCUAUUUUUUCUAUUAUGAUUGAUAGAAAUGCAAGUGGAUUUCUGACUAUUUUCAGUAAAGCAGAAGAUCUGUUUAGAAGAUUAUCAGCUGUUUUACACCAGCAUAAGGAAUGGAUUGUAAUUGGGCAAGUUGAUAUGGAAGCUUUAGUGGAAAAACAUCUUUUCACUGUACACGAUUGGGAAAAGAAUUUUAAAGCACUGAAAAUAAAAGGGAAAGAAGUAGAACGACUUCCAAGUGUUGUCAAAGUGGAUUGUUUAAAUAUCAACUGCAACCCUGUGAAGACUGUGAUUGAUGAUCUUAUCCAGAAGUUAUUUGAUAUACUAGUUCUUUCUUUGAGGAAAUCCAUCCAGGCUCAUCUACAUGAAAUUGAUACAUUUGUCACUGAAGCUAUGGAAGUCUUAACAAUUAUGCCCCAGUCUGUGGAAGAAAUAGGUGAUGCAAAUUUACAAUAUAGUAAGCUACAAGAACGGAAGCCAGAGAUUUUGCCCUUAUUUCAAGAAGCUGAAGAUAAAAACAGACUUUUACGAACUGUGGCAGGUGGAGGUUUAGAAGCAAUUAGUAAUCUGAAAGCUAAGUGGGAUAAAUUUGAAUUGAUGAUGGAAAGUCACCAACUUAUGAUUAAAGAUCAGAUCGAAGUAAUGAAAGGAAAUGUAAAAUCACGUCUUCACAUCUACUAUCAAGAACUGGAAAAAUUUAAAGCUCGUUGGGAUCAACUGAAGCCUGGUGAUGAUGUCAUUGAAACUGGGCAGCAAAAUACUCUUGAUAAAAGUGCAAAGUCAAUAAAAGAGAAAAAAAUUGAGUUUGAUGAACUUGAAGACAUAAGAAAAAAGCUAGUUGAUGAUUGUCAUCAUUUUGGAUUAGAAGAGCCCAACUUCUCCCUGGCAUAUAACAUCUCUAAAGAUAUUGAGAGCUGUGCACAAAUCUGGGCCCUUUAUGAGGAAUUUUAUCAAGGAUUUCAAGAAAUGGCUAAAGAAGACUGGAUUACUUUCCGGACUAAGACAUAUCUAUUUGAGGAAUUUUUGAUGGAUUGGCAUGACAGAUUAAGGAAGGUUGAGGAACAUUCAGUAAUGACUGUGAAAUUACAGUCAGAAGUUGACAAGUAUAAAAUGGCAAUUCCUAUCUUGAAGUAUGUCAGAGGGGAGCAUCUUUCUCCAGAUCAUUGGCUUGACCUUUUCCGCCUUCUUGGCCUUCCUAGGGGGACUAGUCUAGAGAAAUUACUAUUUGGAGAUCUGCUCAGAGUAGCUAAUACAAUUGUAGCCAAAGCUUCAGAUCUUAAAGAUUUAAAUAGUCGGGCACAAGGUGAAGUUACUAUCAGAGAAGCUUUACGUGAACUUGAUCUCUGGGGAGUUGGAGCAGUAUUUACAUUGAUUGAUUAUGAAGACAGCCAAAGUCGAACCAUCAAACUGAUUAAAGACUGGAAAGAUAUAGUGAAUCAGGUUGGAGAUAAUAGAUGCCUUCUUCAAUCCUUAAAAGAUUCUCCUUAUUAUAAAGGAUUUGAAGAUAAAGUAUCAGUAUGGGAAAGAAAACUUGCAGAGUUAGAUGAGUACCUGCAGAAUUUAAACCAUAUUCAAAGAAAGUGGGUAUAUUUGGAACCCAUUUUUGGCCGUGGAGCAUUGCCAAAGGAACAGACACGUUUCAACAGAGUUGAUGAAGAUUUUAGGUCAAUAAUGAGUGACAUCAGGAGAGACAAUAGAGUAACAACAUUAACUAGUCAUGCAGGAAUCAGGAAUUCUCUACUAACUAUACUUGAUCAGCUUCAGAGAUGUCAGAAAUCAUUAAAUGAAUUUUUGGAGGAAAAACGCUCAGCAUUCCCAAGAUUUUAUUUUAUUGGUGAUGAUGACCUGUUAGAAAUACUGGGACAGUCUACUAACCCAUCAGUGAUUCAGUCACAUCUUAAGAAGCUGUUUGCUGGUAUUAACAGUGUAUGCUUUGAUGAGGAAUCAAAACAUAUAAUGGCGAUGAAAUCUUUAGAGGGAGAAGUUGUACCUUUUAAAAAUAAAGUUCUCCUAUCAAAUAAUGUGGAGAUUUGGUUAAAUGAUUUAUCAUUGGAAAUGAAAGAAACUUUGAAACAGUUGUUGAAAGAAUGUGUGACUGCUGGGAGAAGUUCUCAAGGUGCAAUUGACCCAUCUCUGUUCCCUUCACAGGUACUGUGUUUGGCAGAACAGAUUAAAUUCACUGAAGAUGUAGAAAAUGCUAUCAAAGAUCAUAGUCUUCAUCAGAUGGAAACACAACUGGUGAAUAAAUUAGAGCAUUACACUAACAUUGAUACAAGUUUUGAGGAUCCAGGAAAUACUGAAUCUGGCAUUCUGGAGCUUAAACUUAAAGCACUAAUCCUUGACAUUAUUCAUAAUAUUGAUGUGGUGAAGCAGUUGAACCAAGUUCAGGUUCAUACAACUGAAGACUGGGCUUGGAAGAAACAAGUUAGAUUCUAUAUGAAAAGUGACCAGACAUGUUAUGUUCAAAUGGUAGAUUCUGAACUUCAGUAUACUUACGAGUAUCAGGGUAAUGCUCCCAAGUUGGUUUACACUCCAUUGACAGAUAAAUGCUACCUAACUCUCACGCAAGCGAUGAAGAUGGGAUUAGGAGGAAAUCCUUAUGGACCAGCAGGAACUGGAAAAACUGAAUCAGUAAAGGCUUUAGGAGGACUUCUUGGAAGACAAGUUUUAGUGUUUAAUUGUGAUGAGGGCAUCGAUGUGAAGUCAAUGGGGCGGAUAUUUGUUGGUUUGGUGAAGUGUGGGGCCUGGGGUUGUUUUGAUGAAUUCAAUAGACUGGAGGAAUCUGUGCUCUCUGCAGUAUCUAUGCAAAUCCAGACAAUACAGGAUGCUUUGAAGAAUCACAGAACUGUAUGUGAAUUACUUGGCAAGGAGGUAGAAAUAAAUUCCAAUUCUGGAAUUUUUAUUACUAUGAAUCCUGCUGGAAAGGGCUAUGGAGGAAGACAAAAAUUGCCUGAUAAUCUUAAGCAGCUUUUCAGGCCAGUAGCUAUGUCUUGUCCAGACAAUGAGCUUAUUGCAGAAGUUAUUCUUUAUUCGGAGGGCUUUAAAGAUGCUAAAGUGUUGGGCAGAAAAUUGGUAGCUAUUUUCAAUCUAUCUAGGGAACUUCUGACACCUCAGCAACAUUAUGAUUGGGGUUUAAGAGCUUUGAAGACAGUUCUGAGAGGAAGUGGAAAUCUCCUUAGACAACUGAAGAAAAAUGGCACUAAACAGAAUGUUAAUGAAAGUCAUAUUGUGGUACAAGCACUGAGGCUUAAUACAAUGUCAAAGUUUACGUUUACUGAUUGCACCCGGUUCGAUGCACUGAUUAAAGAUGUCUUUCCUGGAAUUGACUUUAAGGAAGUAGAAUACGAUGAACUAAGUGCUUCAUUAAAGCAAGUCUUUGAGGAGGCCAAUUAUGAAAUCAUACCCAAUCAGAUCAAGAAGGCUUUGGAACUGUAUGAACAGUUAUGCCAGAGAAUGGGAGUUGUUAUUGUUGGUCCAAGUGGUGCUGGUAAAUCAACCCUUUGGAGAAUGUUAAGGGCUGCACUUUGUAAAACUGGCAAAGUGGUAAAACAGUAUACCAUGAAUCCCAAAGCUAUGCCUAGACAUCAAUUAUUAGGCCAUAUUGACAUGGAUACAAGGGAAUGGUCUGAUGGUGUUUUGACAAAUAGUGCUCGCCAAGUGGUUCGAGAACCUCAAGAUGUCAGCUCAUGGAUAAUCUGUGAUGGUGAUAUUGACCCUGAAUGGAUAGAAUCUCUGAAUUCUGUAUUGGAUGAUAAUCGACUACUCACUAUGCCCAGUGGAGAAAGGAUUCAGUUUGGUCCAAAUGUUAAUUUUGUAUUUGAAACUCAUGAUUUAAGUUGUGCCUCACCAGCCACAAUAUCUAGAAUGGGAAUGAUCUUUCUUAGUGAUGAAGGGACAGAUCUUAAUUCUCUGAUAAAAUCUUGGUUGAGGAAUCAGCCUGCGGAAUAUAGGAAUAAUCUUGAAAACUGGAUUGGAGAUUAUUUUGAAAAGGCUUUACAAUGGGUUUUAAAGCAGAAUGACUAUGUGGUAGAAACAAGUUUGGUUGGAACAGUUUUGAAUGGUUUGUCGCAUCUACAUGGAUGCAAAGAUCAUGAACAAUUUAUUGUUAAUCUCAUAAGGGGACUUGGUGGAAAUCUGAACAUGAAAUCCCGUCUGGAAUUCACCAAGGAGGUUUUUAACUGGGCUCGAGAAUCUCCUCCAGACCCUCAUAAACCAAUGGACUCGUUCUAUGACUCAAGUAAAGGACGAUUAGCAUCUUAUGUGCUGAAGAAGCCAGACAACCUGACUGCUGAGGAUUUCAGUAAUGGCCAAACUCUUCCAGUCAUUCAGAUUCCUGAUAUGCAACGAGGUCUAGAUUAUUUCAAACCUUGGUUAAGUUCUAAUUCUAAACAACCAUUUAUUCUCGUAGGACCAGAAGGAUGUGGCAAAGGGAUGCUGCUCAGGUAUGCCUUUUCCCAACUUCGAUCCACUCAAAUUGCUACAAUUCACUGUAGUGCACAAACUACCUCUCGACAUCUCCUGCAGAAGUUGAGCCAGACUUGCAUGGUAAUCAGUACUAAUACUGGUCGAGUAUACAGACCAAAAGACUGUGAAUGGCUUGUUUUGUACUUAAAAGAUAUCAACCUUCCCAAGCUUGAUAAAUGGGGGACCAGUACUUUGGUAGCUUUCCUACAACAGGUAUUGACAUAUCAAGGAUUUUAUGAUGAAAAUUUGGAAUGGGUUGGUUUGGAAAAUAUUCAAAUUGUGGCUUCUAUGUCAGCUGGAGGAAGACUGGGAAGACAUAAGCUUAACACCAGAUUUGCUUCUAUUGUUCGUCUUUGUGCAGUAGAUUACCCAGAAAGAGAGCAAUUACAAACCAUUUAUGGAGCAUAUUUGGAACCAGUUCUGCAUAAGAAUUUGAAGAAUCAUCCCAUUUGGGGUUCUUCAUCAAAAAUUUAUCUCUUAGCAGGAUCUAUGGUACAAGUAUAUGAACAGGUGCGGGCCAAAUUUACAGUUGAUGAUUAUAGUCACUAUGUCUUUACUCCUUGUGUUCUUACACAGUGGGUUCUUGGCUUAUUCAGAUAUGAUUUAGAAGGAGGAUCCUCAAAUCAUCCAUUAGAUUAUGUUUUAGAAAUUGUAGCAUAUGAAGCACGCCGCUUAUUUCGUGACAAAAUUGUUGGUGCAAAGGAACUUCAUUUAUUUGACAGCAUUUUAACAUCAGUGUUUCAAGGAGAUUGGGGCUCAGAUAUAUUGGACAAUAUGGCAGAUACUUUUUAUGUCACAUGGGGAGCCCAACAUAAUUUAGGAGCAAGAAUUGUCCCAGGACAACCAUUACCUCCACAUGGAAAACCACUUGGAAAACUAAACUCUGCAGAUCUGAAGGAUGUUAUUAAAAAGGGUCUUAUUCAUUAUGGGCGAGAUAACCAGAAUUUAGAUAUUCUACUUUUCCAAGAAGUCCUGGAGUAUAUGUCUAGAAUAGACAGAGUGUUGAGUUUUCCUGGAGGUUCACUUCUGUUAGCAGGACGCAGUGGUGUAGGUCGUCGGACAAUCACUUCUUUAGUCAGUCAUAUGCAUGGAGCAGUGCUGUUUACUCCAAAGAUUUCCAGAGGAUAUGAGCUGAAGCAGUUCAAAAAUGAUCUCAAACAUGUACUGCAUCUUGCAGGCAUCGAAGCCCAGCAAGUAGUUUUACUUCUUGAAGACUACCAGUUUGUACAUCCUACAUUUUUGGAAAUGAUCAAUAGCCUUUUGUCUUCAGGUGAAGUUCCUGGACUCUAUACUCUUGAAGAAUUAGAACCCUUGCUCUUGCCUCUUAAAGAUCAAGCUUCACAAGAUGGGUUUUUUGGACCAGUCUUCAAUUACUUCACAUACAGAAUCCAACAAAACUUGCACAUUGUCUUGAUAAUGGAUUCUGCAAAUUUAAACUUCAUAAUUAACUGUGAGAGUAAUCCAGCUUUGCAUAAGAAAUGCCAGGUGUUGUGGAUGGAGAGUUGGUCAGAUAGCAGUAUGAAGAAAAUACCAGAAAUGUUACUCAAUGAAACAGGCAGAGAAGAAAAAUAUAGUGAGAAAAAAAGAAAAGAAGAAAAGAAAAAAAAUCCAGUUGAUCCAGAUUUUCUAAAAUCAUUUUUGUUAAUCCAUGAGUCUUGUAAAGCAUAUGGUGCUACACCAAGCCGAUACAUGACCUUUUUACAUGUUUAUUCUGCCAUUAGUACCAGCAAGAAAGAGGAGUUAUUAAAAAGACAAAGUCAUUUGCAGGCUGGUGUAUCUAAACUAAAUGAAGCUAAAGCUCUUGUGGAUGAACUGAACAGAAAAGCUGGAGAACAGAGUGUGUUACUUAAAACUAAGCAAGAUGAAGCUGAUGCUGCCCUUCAAGAGAUCACAGUAUCAAUGCAGGAUGCUAGUGAACAAAAGACAGAACUGGAAAGACUAAAGCACAAAAUAGCAGAAGAAGUUGUUAAAAUUGAAGAAAGAAAAAAUAAAAUUGAUGAUGAAUUAAAAGAAGUACAACCUCUAGUCAAUGAAGCUAAACUAGCAGUUGGAAACAUUAAGCCAGAAUCUCUUUCAGAAAUUCGUUCACUACGCAUGCCACCUGAUGUAAUCAGAGACAUCCUUGAAGGAGUCUUAAGGUUGAUGGGUAUCUUUGAUACAUCUUGGGUGAGCAUGAAAAGUUUCCUGGCAAAAAGAGGUGUGAGAGAAGACAUUGCAACUUUUGAUGCACGGAAUAUCCCAAAAGAAAUAAGAGAGAGUGUUGAAGAACUUCUUUUUAAAAAUAAGGGCUCUUUUGAUCCAAAGAAUGCUAAGCGUGCCAGUACUGCUGCUGCUCCUUUGGCUGCGUGGGUUAAAGCCAAUGUCCAGUAUUCCCAUGUCUUGGAACGAAUUCAGCCUUUGGAAACUGAGCAAGCAGGAUUAGAAUUGAAUUUGAAGAAAACUGAAGACAGAAAAAGGAAACUAGAGGAUCUUCUUAAUUCUGUUGGUCAAAAAGUAUCAGAACUCAAAGAGAAAUUUCAGAGCAGGACUUCAGAAGCUGCCAAACUUGAAGCUGAAGUUAGCAAAGCACAAGAAACAAUUAAAGCUGCAGAAGUGUUAAUUAAUCAGCUUGAUAGAGAACACAAGAGAUGGAAUGCACAGGUCGCAGAGAUAACUGAAGAAUUAGCUUCUCUUCCUAAAAGAGCUCAAUUAGCUGCUGCAUUUAUUACAUACCUUUCUGCUGCUCCUGAGGGUCUCAGAAAAACUUGUUUGGAAGAAUGGACAAAAUCAGCUGGACUUGAAAAAUUUGAUCUGAGGAGAUUUCUUUGUACUGAAAGUGAACAAUUAAUUUGGAAAAGUGAAGGCCUGCCUUCGGAUGACCUUUCCAUGGAAAAUGCUCUUGUUAUCUUACAGAUCAUUGGUUUGAAAUCAUGGAGUCGCGUAUGCCCAUUUCUUAUAGAUCCUUCUUCCCAAGCUACAGAAUGGUUAAAGACACAUUUGAAAGACUCACGUUUAGAAGUUAUUAAUCAGCAGGAUAAUAACUUUAUCACAGCUCUUGAAUUGGCAGUACGUUUUGGGAAAACCCUUAUCAUACAAGAGAUGGAUGGUGUAGAACCUGUUCUUUAUCCAUUAUUGAGAAGAGAUCUAGUUGCUCAAGGACCACGCUAUGUGGUACAGAUAGGUGAUAAAAUUAUUGACUACAAUGAAGAAUUUCGACUUUUUUUGUCAACAAGAAACCCAAAUCCCUUUAUUCCACCGGAUGCAGCUUCCAUCGUUACUGAAGUUAACUUUACUACAACAAGAAGUGGAUUACGAGGGCAGACCCUUGCAACAUCUCAAGGCAAUAUUUUGGAAAAUAAGGACUUGAUUGAAUCUUUGAAUCAGACAAAAGCAAGCAGUGCACUUAUUCAAGAGUCUCUUAAAGAAUCUUACAAGCUCCAGAUUUCCCUUGAUCAAGAGCGGGAUGCGUAUCUUCCUCUGGCUGAGAGUGCCAGCAAGAUGUACUUUAUUAUCUCUGACCUGUCCAAAAUUAAUAACAUGUAUCGUUUUAGUUUGGUUGCCUUUCUACGACUUUUCCAACGAGCUCUGCAAAACGAACAGGAUUCUGAAAAUACAGAACAGAGAAUCCAGUCUCUUGUCAGCUCAUUGAAGCACAUGGUUUAUGAAUAUAUAUGCCAUUGUCUAUUUAAGGCUGAUCAGUUGAUGUUUGCUUUACAUUUUGUUCGAGGGAUGCACCCUGAACUUUUUCAAGAAAAUGAAUGGGAUACGUUUACAGGUGUGGUUGUUGGAGAUAUGUUACGGAAAGUUGAUUCUCAACAAAGAAUACGUGAUCAACUUCCAUCUUGGAUAGAUCAGGAAAGAAGCUGGGCAGUGGCAACAUUAAAGAUUGCUCUCCCCAGUCUUUAUCAGACACUCUGCUUUGAAGAUACAGCUUUGUGGCGUACUUAUUAUCAUAAUUCAGUGUGUGAACAAGAGUUUCCAUCUAUUCUUGCAAAAAAAGUUUCCUUAUUUCAGCAGGUUCUUGUGGUACAGGCUCUCAGACCAGACAGAUUGCAAAGUGCCAUGGCUCUAUUUGCAUGUAAAACUCUGGGACUGAAAGAAUUGUCUCCACUUCCUCUAAAUCUCAAACGUUUAUACAAAGAGACACUAGAAAUAGAACCCAUCUUGAUCAUUAUUUCCCCGGGUGCUGAUCCUUCUCAGGAACUUCAAGAACUCGCUAAUGCUGAAAGAAGUGGGGAGUGUUAUCACCAGGUUGCCAUGGGUCAGGGUCAAGCUGAUUUAGCAAUUCAAAUGCUAAAAGAAUGUGCCCGCAAUGGAGACUGGCUCUGUUUAAAGAACUUACAUCUUGUCGUAUCUUGGCUGCCAGUUCUGGAAAAGGAACUGAAUACUCUUCGUCCUAAAGAUACCUUUCGUCUUUGGCUGACUGCAGAAGUUCAUCCCAACUUUACUCCUAUUUUACUACAGUCAAGUUUGAAGAUAACAUAUGAGUCACCUCCAGGUUUGAAGAAGAAUUUAAUGCGUACUUAUGAGUCUUGGACUCCUGAGCAAAUUAACAGAAAAGAUAAUGUACAUCGAGCUCAUGCUCUCUUCAGUUUUGCAUGGUUUCAUGCUGCAUGUCAAGAGAGAAGAAAUUAUAUUCCACAGGGUUGGACCAAGUUUUAUGAGUUUUCUUUAUCAGACCUUCGAGCUGGGUAUAAUAUUAUUGACAGGCUUUUUGAUGGUACUAAAGAUGUACAAUGGGAAUUUGUACAUGGUCUACUUGAAAAUGCUAUUUAUGGUGGACGUAUAGAUAACUAUUUUGAUCUCAGAGUUCUUCAAUCAUAUCUGAAGCAGUUUUUUAAUUCUUCAAUAAUUGAUGGAUUAAGUCAAAGGGACAAGAAAAACAUUUUUCCAUAUUUCAUAUCUCUUCCAAAAUCCUGCAGCAUUUUGGAUUAUCGUGCUGUCAUUGAAAAACUUCCCGAGGAUGACAAACCUGGUUUCUUUGGUCUUCCUGCCAAUAUUGCUCGUUCAUCUCAGCGCAUGAUCAGUUCUCAGGUUAUCUCACAGUUGAGGAUCUUGGGUAGAUCAGUAACAGCUGGCUGUAAAUUUGAUAGAGAAAUCUGGUCUAAUGAGCUUUCUCCUGUCCUUAACCUCUGGAAGAAACUAAACCAGAAUUCAAACCUGAUUCAUCAAAAAGUGUCUUCUCCUAAUGAUCGACAAGCAUCUCCAAUACUAUCAUUCAUCGUUCUGGAACAAUUCAAUGCCAUUCGUUUAGUACAGAGUGUUCAUCAGUCACUUGCUGCUCUCAGCAAAGUCAUCAGAGGAACUACAUUAUUGAGUUCAGAAGUACAAAAAUUGGCAAGUGCUUUAUUAAACCAAAAGUGUCCUCUUACAUGGCAGAGCAAGUGGGAAGGCCCAGAAGAUCCCUUACAAUACCUCAGAGGUCUGGUAGCUCGUGCCCUUGCAAUACAGAACUGGGUAGAUAAGGCUGAAAAACAGGCCCUUCUCUCUGAAACACUUGACCUAUCAGAACUCUUUCACCCAGACACAUUUCUCAAUGCUCUUCGCCAGGAAACUGCAAGGAUAAUGGGCUGUUCUGUGGAUAGUCUUAAGUUUGUCGCAUCAUGGAAAGGUCGACUGCAAGAAGCCAAGCUGCAAAUUAAGAUCAGUGGCUUAUUGAUGGAAGGCUGCAGUUUUGAUGGAAAUCGACUUUGUGAAAAUCAGCAUGACUCUCCUAGUGUGUCAUCAGUUCUCCCUUGCUUUAUGGGGUGGAUUCCACAGGGUGCAUAUGGUCCACAUUCACCCGAGGAGUGCAUUUCUUUGCCUGUCUACACCAGUGCUGAGAGGGAUCGUGUGGUAACCAAUAUUGACGUUCCAUGUGGAGGCAACCAAGACCAAUGGAUUCAGUGUGGAGCAGCUCUGUUUCUAAAAAAUCAGUAG